ACUGCAACAACAACAACUGAUACUUCAGAACUAACAUCGACACUACUACCAACAGAAAUCACGACUUCUGAAAAAGACACUACAGAGAAUACAUCGCCUACAACUGGGGUUCACAUCCAAGAAGUAACGACGCAAGAGACAGCUGUUACUGAGAUGUCAGACAACGAAAAGAGAACCCUCGGCCAAACUGUUCUAACGUCACCAUCAACAGUGCCACCUACUUCAAACGAUACCUCGAAUUUUAAGGAAGUAUGCGGUCGUCCACAAAAGGCUCCAGUUGGAAGAAUUGUUGGCGGAGAAACUUCAAAUUUUGGACAGUGGCCUUGGAUGAUAUCCCUUCGACAGUGGAAAAAAAAUGAUUUUCUUCACAAAUGUGGAGCUGCUUUACUUAAUGAAUUCUGGGCGAUUACUGCAGCACACUGUGUGGAAAAUGUCCCAUCGUCUCAGUUACUCCUUCGGCUAGGCGAGUACGAUAUUAGCGCGGAAAGUGAACCUCUCAACUACGUGGAACGACGAGUCCAGCUAGUUGCUGCUCAUCCCAAGUUUGACAGGGCCUCGUUUGAAUACGACAUUGCCUUGCUGCGGUUUUACGAACCCGUAAAGUUCCAGAGAAACAUUCUUCCUAUCUGUAUUCCUUCAGAAAAUAACCAAUAUGUUGGCCACUAUGCCACUGUGACUGGUUGGGGUAGACUACAUGAAGACGGCCCUCUACCGAAAAUCCUUCAAAAUGUCAAGGUACCGGUUAUAACAAACAAGGUAUGCAUGGAUAUGUACAAACGAGCAGGCUACAUUGAAGACAUCCCCGAAAUCUUCAUCUGCGCAGGACAAUCUGACGGUAACGUGGAUUCCUGUGAGGGUGAUUCAGGAGGACCGAUGGUGAUUCAAGAAGAUGAACACUGGGUUUUAGCGGGAAUUAUCUCGUGGGGAAUUGGUUGUGCCUUGCCUAACCAACCAGGUGUUUACACUCGCAUCUCAAAAUUUUCUGAUUGGAUUAAUCAAAUUAUUGUGUUCUACUGCUGUAAACUGCCCUCAAACAAACCAACAGGAAUUGGAGCAUUUUCUACUGAUCAGUAUUAUGGUGUAAAACCCGGGCCAUCGCCGCCUCCCAGAAGUGUUUCAGAGUUGUCACUAGAUGGCAGCACAAUUCCGUUCAGGCCUACGACUACGACGCCCUCUCUCGCGACGACAAAAAAAGAUUUACAUGGUGCUAUUUCCCUUGGUAGUUUUUCUAAUAUGAUAAAUAUUAUGAAACCAAAACCCACCAAUACAGCCCAACAUUUCACGAAGAAUUCAUCCCCUACAAGUACAUAUUUGACUACUCUGAAUGCUGAAUAUGGAAGUACAGAUCUUAAUACAUUACCAACACCUGACUCUAUAUUUGUCAAGUCAUCAACAGCUGCGGAUGUAACUGAAAAUUUGCCAAUUUUAACAGUUACUAACAAUAUUGUUAAUGCAAAGACUGACGCGUCGAGAAUUGAUAAUUAUAUCACGAAAACCACGUUAAAUUCUAACUCUACCACAUCACUGGAUUUUACCAUGCUAGAGCUCAAGACACAAGCGGGAUAUUUCAAUAUUACUAACCAAGCUGAAAAUGACACGAAGGAGCAAGUGCUUGGCACAACUGAAAGCUUUAUUGGUCCUACUAAUACAAGCUUCGAAACCUAUUUGAACUCCAAUCAUGCUGAUAAAACAAAAGAAACUACCGACUCCGAUAAUGUUCAUAAAACUAUAAUUACCACCAUGUCUAUAGUCCCUAAUGAGAACACAACCUACCUCACAGUAACGACCCCAGAAUCUUCCGACGAAACAAACUCAAGUGAUCCGAUCCUGCCUCUCACUGAUCAUAAUCCAGUUUCAGGGAUCAAAGACGUUCUUUCUCAGCUAGAGCUAAGCGAUAUAUCAACCGAAAUUAACACCAAACCAAGUCCUGGACAUGAAUUCUACCAGACGACGUCCAUUACAUUUAGUUCCGAUAUAAGAGUAACAGAAACAUCAUCAAAUACCCCCCUCUCUGUUCCAACUGAUCCCGUUCGAUCUGUCAUAACCAUAACUGAAGAAGCAAACGUAGUAAAAGGGCCCACAACGGAAGCUACUUUAGAGUUAGAAACCGGAAACUCGGUACUGGGGAAUAUUUUUUCGAGUUCUAAUGACACUUUCGGUGAUUCUUCAUCUUCUAAUGCAGCUCUAAACCUAGAUAAUGAAUCAACUAUGUAUACCAAUACGGCAACGGUUUUAGAUAAAUCGGACUAUGUCUCAAUGAACCCUAACGAUGAACACCUAACCAUGACAUCACUCUAUACCAUAAAAAGUGAUAAUUCUCAAGCAAUAACAACUACAGAGUCCUCCCAAGUGACAUCACUACCUAGUUCUACACUUUAUAACGUGUUAAAUGACACUUCUACAUCUGUCAUUGUAUCAGAAGACGAUAUUGACAAAGUUAGCAUCAAAUUGUCCGGAGUUACUGACACUGUCAUUGGAAGCACCAGUACUUCAAUGUUUAGUGGUUCUGAGUCCACAGUCGUCGAUAUAUUCACAAAUAAUAAGAAUUCUUCGACCACUACAACAACGGUAAUUAGUCCUUUAAGAACCAAUGUGACAGACGGAACAUCGCACUUCACGAAUGUUGUCACACCACCACCAACAGAGAAUCCCCUUAAUGUAACCACGUUUACAACAACAGAGAAUACCCUUAAGGCAACCCCGUUUACAACAACAGCGAACGUCCCAACAAUAACAGAGUAUCCUCUUAAUUUAUUUUUUCCCCUUUCUUUAGACUGUGGAGUUCGAUCAUUGAGACCCUUCGGUAGGAUUGUUGGUGGCCGUAACACCUACUUCGGGCAGUGGCCAUGGCAAGUUCUGGUGAAGGAAGCAACGUGGUUAGGACUAUUUUUGAAGAACAAAUGUGGAGGAGUACUUGUGAAUUCUAAAUACGUUUUAACAGCAGCUCACUGCCAACCACGGUUUUUGGCAUCUCUGUUAGCUGUACUGGGAGAACACGAUUUCAGCGGGGGUAACGAGUCAUUAAAACCUGUGGUCAAAAAUGUGAAGAGAGCGAUUGUCCACAGAAACUUCAAUAUCCAGACUUUUGAAAAUGAUUUGGCGUUGUUGGAGCUGGAGAGUCCAGUUCAAUUUCAACCCCACAUUGCCCCAAUCUGUCUCCCAGAGAAUGGAGAAGACUUUACAGGAAGAACAGCGUUCGUCUCCGGGUGGGGGAAGCUUUCUGAAGAUGGUCCUGUGCCCCGUGUUUUGCAGUAUGUGCAAGUGCCAAUAGUUAGUAAUAGCAAGUGCAAGCAAAUGUUUCUCGAUGCUGGCCAUGCCAAAGAAAUAAAGGACAACUUUCUUUGUGCAGGCUACGAGACCGGAGGAAGGGAUUCUUGUGAAGGCGAUUCUGGAGGACCGUUGAUGUUACAGAGAGAUGAUGAACGAUGGGUUCUGGUUGGAACAGUUUCUCACGGUAUUCAGUGUGCAGAACCCAACCUACCUGGUGUCUACAUGAGAACAACAGCCUACAAAUCCUGGAUUGAAAGCACAACGCAACAAUUCAGUGAAAGAGGAUUUAUUCGGGACUUAUUUGGGUUGCGUCAACGUCCACUGCUGGUCAGACAAAGUAUUUUCUCUCCCGAUGAGUGUGUUGGAGGUAGUCAAUGUGAAUUUACACUUUACUGUGUGAUGUCUGGUGGUCAGCUGGGGGCAUCUUGUGGUCCGUUGUUUUCAUGUUGUGUCCAUCCAGCGGAUGAGAGGAAUAAUCCGGUAUAUUAUGGACCAGUACAUAAUGACCCAUAUUGCGGUCGAAGUGCAACAAGCAUCAAUCGAGUCGUGGGUGGAAACGACGCCUCAUUCGGACAGUUUCCUUGGCAGGCGCUGAUUCAUGUGAAAGGUAGUCGUUGUGGUGGCGCUUUAGUUGGUCGACGUCAUGUUGUCACAGCUGGUCAUUGUGUAGCCAAAGUACAGCACGCGCCCUAUAAAAUCCAAGUAAAUCUAGGAGACUAUGUUCUCAACUCGAAGGUAGAGGGACUACCGAAUGAGAAGUUUGGAGUGAUUGAUGUACGGCUGCACCCUAACUUCAGAUUCACCCCUCAGGCGGACAGGUUCGAUGUAGCCGUAUUAAUCCUAGACCGGCCAGUGCAGUAUAGAGCUAACAUCCGUCCUAUUUGCCUUCCUGAGAAGAAUGCUGACUUUCUUGGCCAGAUGGCGUACGUUACAGGCUGGGGGGCACUUGAACCAGGGUCGAAACUUCGUCCGAAAGUUUUGCAACACGUGCCUGUUCCUGUUAUUAACAACCGUGUGUGCGAAAUGUGGCACGGUCUACAAGGAAUCCACAUCCAGAUCCACGAGGAGAUGAUGUGUGCUGGCUACGAAUUUGGAGGCAGAGAUGCUUGUCAGGGUGAUUCAGGUGGUCCGUUAAUGGUGAACAAUUUUGGAAUCUGGUAUCUAAUUGGAGUUGUAUCUGCUGGCUACUCUUGUGCGAAACAACACCAACCUGGAAUUUAUCACCGAAUCAGUAGUUCUUCUGAUUGGAUAUCAGCGAACAUGGUUUAAAUGCUUAU
This is a messenger RNA of Limulus polyphemus (Atlantic horseshoe crab), 4547 nucleotides long. RefSeq names its product transmembrane protease serine 9-like. The record is from RefSeq and is a predicted model, not a curated record. Gene Ontology annotation, biological process: proteolysis. NCBI's taxonomy places the organism in Eukaryota, Metazoa, Arthropoda, Merostomata, Xiphosura, Limulidae. Gene Ontology annotation, molecular function: serine-type endopeptidase activity.